This is a messenger RNA of Physella acuta, 1873 nucleotides long. Its product is annotated as ornithine decarboxylase antizyme 1-like. The record is from RefSeq and is a predicted model, not a curated record. Gene Ontology annotation, molecular function: ornithine decarboxylase inhibitor activity. Gene Ontology annotation, biological process: positive regulation of protein catabolic process. Gene Ontology annotation, cellular component: cytoplasm; nucleus. Lineage: Eukaryota; Metazoa; Mollusca; Gastropoda; Physidae.
UGUGAACAGGAAGUCACGUGAUAUAUUCAGUAGAACGUCAUCAACUUCUCCCAUGAGAGGACGGUGAAUUGAGCAAUGUUAAAGGCAUCCGACGCUAUCGUUAUUGACGAGAAUUUUGGUCCCCAGGAGGAAGAAGAAAAAGAAAACAUGCCAGCCUUACAUAAGGACAACAGCACCAGUAGUAGGAAGUGUAUUAUAUCUCUCGGCCCUGGGCCUCUGUGGUGGUCCGAUGUGCCCCACGUCGCUCUAGAAUGCCGGACAGAUUUGGCAGAGGGCAACGACGUGGGGGUUACAAAAGUGCCCCCUGUCAGUGUGAAUAAUUUUCUGAAUGAUUUCAACAAUUCAGCUCGCAAGAAUGCCGCGCCGGCGUCUUCAAGUCUGACUUUCAAGAUAUCACCUGUGGCCGGACUGGUGGUUUCCUGGGAGACAACUCUAGUGAAAGAUUCUCUUUACGUGGAGUUGCCUGCUGGGAUAUUACCUGAAGGAUCUAAAGAAAGCUUGGUGACACUUUUGGAAUACGCAGAAGAAAAACUCAAAUGUAAACAUGUGGUCCUAUGCUUCAACAAGAACAGGACAGACCGUGUUUCUCUAUUGAGGGUUUUUAACUUCUUUGGAUUUCAAAUUUUGCCACCGGCCCACCCACUUGUGGUCAGCCCAUCGCAAGACCUUCUCUUCAUGGCCUACACCAUUGAGAAAGACUCGGAGUCAGAGAGUGAAUCUAGUGACGAUGACGAGGCUGAGGGGGGCAGACGUAGGCUGUCCUCCAGCGAGGGGAGUGAGGAGGGGAGCUGCAGUGAAGGCUAGGCCUGCCACUCAAGUCAUACAGGAAAUUAUUACACAUUCGCCAGGAAAACACAUUGUGUCAUUUUUUAGUGUUUCUUCAAGUGUUUGUCAGUUUACUUCUCCUAUAGGCAGUUUAGUGCACUGGGCUUUUUUAUCAUGCAUUUUUAAAGGGAGUUAAUCUUGUCAUUUUUUUUUCUCCUUGACUAGAUCUUCCUGACUUAUGGUACUUGAAAUAUUGCACUUUUUAAAUUCUUAUAAACAACACCCAUGUAGUCUAGUACCAAUGGGUGAGAUGUUGGGAUUUAUCCCAGUAUGUCCUACUGAUCUAGGACAUGUUUGGAUUUAUCCCAGUAUGUCCUGAUCUAGGUCAUGUUGGGAUUUAUCCCAGUAUGUCCUGCUGAUCUAGGACAUGUUUGCCAUGAAAUGCUGCCCCAGUUCUGUUAGUGUGUCUCUUGUUCAGGUCCCUCUGCCAUAUAUUGUCCACACAAAAAAAAAUGCAUUCUUUCCUCACAAAAUUUCUGUACAUUAUUUUUUUUACAUGAAGGAAAAUAUUCCAUUUAGUUACAGAAGAUGAUGUAACUUGGUCAAUAGCUUUCUUUGUGUGACAAUUACUAUUUGGUGUCAUUUCACUUCAUCAGUGGUGUGGUGUCAUGUCACAUCAUCAAUGGUGUGGUGUCAUGUCACUUCAUCAGUGGUGUGGUGUCAUGUCACAUCAUCAGUGGUGUGGUACUUUAGUAUGUCACAUGAUGACUAGCUAUUGUCAGAUGAAAUAGCAAAUUAAAAUUUAUCAAACAAGUGGCUGCGUCCUGUAGACAUGAGUAGCAAAGGUCCCCAGUGGUUUGAUCUAGUCUAAUGGCUCCAGUAUUAUUGUACACAAUGUGGCCUGCUGUUGGUGUCUGUAGGGCGACCUCCUUAUUUCAAGCUGGCAACCAUUUCCAUCCUGCAGUUAGCAUGUACUCUAAUGAUAAUGGACGCUCUGCGCUACUUCAAGAUUUUUUCAAAUAAUUAGUUCCAUGUAAUUUUUUUUUUUUUUGGUACCACUGUUUUUUAAACUUAGGGUUUUUCAUCUAAUAAAGUUUUGGAAAGAAUA